Messenger RNA from Notodromas monacha, 1991 nucleotides. The record is from the annotation of a GenBank genome assembly. NCBI's taxonomy places the organism in Eukaryota, Metazoa, Arthropoda, Ostracoda, Podocopida, Cyprididae.
AUCUAUCUUGGUGAAUCGCAGGAUGGCGGGGAAAACGGUGGUUUUGCAGAAAAUUCGCGCGUUUAUGAAAGAUCCACGGCAUGUUUCUGAAGCCUUGCAAGCGUACAUCAUUCCUUCUACUGAUGCCCACAUGAGCGAAUACCUUGCUGAUCAUGAUACCAGACGACACUUCGUGACUGGAUUCACGGGUUCUGCCGGAACUGCAUGCAUAACCGAAGACAGUGCUUUAUUAUGGACUGACAGCAGGUAUUAUUUGCAAGCGGAGGCUGAAAUUAACAAGGAUCUGUGGACCCUGAUGAAGGACGGUUUACCGAAAACACCGCCCUUGUCUACUUGGCUGUGCAAAAAUCUUCCACCGAAUUCAAGAAUCGGCGUAGAUCCAACUUACAUAUCGUCGACUGUUUGGAAUGAAUUGACAAAAAAGAUGAUUGUUGCGGGCCAUUCUCUCACCCCGGUAGCUACCAACUUCGUGGACUUGGUCUGGGAUCACCAACCGAGCGCUCCCUCAAAUCCUAUAAAGGUCUUGCCGAAGGAAUUUUCGGGAAAGCCGUGGAAGGAGAAGAUUGUUGCUGUUCAGAAGAAACUCGACGAAGCUGGAACUGAUGUGAUCGUCGUUACUGAGCUUGAUCAAAUUGCGUGGCUGUUCAAUCUUCGAGGAAGUGAUAUCACCUACAAUCCAGUAUUCUUUGCGUAUGCAGCGGUUACGGCCGAAUCUGCGCAUUUGUUCGUCGAUCCGGAUCGUGUGACACCCGAAAUUCGGCAGCAUUUAACUGUUGUGGGACGCGAAUGUUCUGCCCCCGUUUUCCUACAUCCUUAUGAAUCUGUAGAGCACAAGAAAAAGGUAUUGGUCCCGAAUCAGUCAAGUGCUGCCUUCAUGCUGAUGGUGCCGAAAGAACUUCGAGUUCAGGUGGAAUCACCGAUAGCGGAACUGAAAGCUGUUAAGAAUUCCACUGAAAGUUCGGGAAUGCGGAAUUGUCACGUGAGGGACGGUGCUGCGGUAGUUCGGUUCUUUGCCUGGCUGGAAAACGAGCUGGAAAACGGGCGUGAAGUGACGGAAAUUUCUGCUGCAGAAAAAUUGGCGGGAUUUCGAAAGGAGAUGCAGUUUUUUGUUGAUUUGAGUUUUGACACGAUAUCCGGCGUUGGGGAACAUUGCGCCAUUCCACACUACCGGUCGACCGAUGAGUCGAAUGUUCCCGUCUCAAAGAAUUUAAUGUACCUGUGCGAUUCGGGUGCUCAAUAUUUAGACGGAACUACAGACAUCACUAGAACGGUUCAUUUUGGGAAUCCGACUCCGUUCGAGAAGGAGGCGUUCACGCGUGUGUUGAAGGGACACAUAGGUUUGGCGUCUAUCGUCUUUCCGAGUAAAACGAAGGGAGUGGCUUUGGAUGGCUUUGCUCGGCAAUCUUUGUGGUCAGUUGGCUUGGAUUACGGACACGGAACUGGUCACGGAGUUGGUGCCUACUUGAAUGUUCACGAAGGUCCUUCUCUAAUUUCUCAACGGCACAAACCAUCGGAUCCAGGGCUGGUACCUGGAAUGUUCUUCUCAAAUGAACCCGGCUACUAUGAAGAUGGAAAAUUCGGUAUCAGGAUAGAGAACGUGGUUGAAGUCGUGAAGGUGAAAACGCCGCACAAUUUCCAAGAAAAGGAUUUCCUUGGAUUUGAAACCGUGUCUUACGCCCCAAUUCAUAUUGGGUUGAUCGACCGCUCGUUGAUGACCAAGGAAGAGAUUCAGUGGCUGAACAAUUAUCACAGGGAUUGCCGACAACAAUUGACCCCAGUUCUCCAAAGCAUUGGCGAUGAAAUGGCGCUGAAAUGGCUGGAGAAAGAAACGCGUGUUCUUUGAAUGAUCUUAUCAACUCUUCGUUGGUUUUCAAGGGAAGCAAUGGUCGAACAUUUGGGUUUCUCCCGUAUUUUUCGUGAUUCCUGCGUCGUGAGCAGCAGUGAUUUAUUGAUACAUGAUGGUGCGAACAUGACCCUUGGGGAUGGAAUUA